Gamsiella multidivaricata is the source of this 1292-nucleotide messenger RNA. RefSeq lists its product as uncharacterized. The coding region runs from base 491 to 1150 and encodes 219 amino acids. The transcript has a single exon. NCBI's taxonomy places the organism in Eukaryota, Fungi, Mortierellomycota, Mortierellomycetes, Mortierellales, Mortierellaceae. The record is from RefSeq and is a predicted model, not a curated record.
GGACCAACCAGGCAAAAACGGGAGGAGUGACCUCUCAGCUGAGAGGGCCGACUGAGCCUUCCUUGGCCUGGCCUGGCCUGGCCUGGCUUGGGACUUGGCCCUUGACCAUCCUCACACCCGACCAUUGGCAACACCGACCUUAUUUCCCAGCUCGCUCUUCACUCCUUUCAGUCUCUCCAUACUGCCAACUGACGUCGUCCUGCAUAGCUGAAAAGAGGGCGUCCUUCCUUCUUUCCUUCUUUCCUUCCUACCUUCCUACCUUUCUACCUUCCUACCUUCCUACCUUCCUCCCGCCCUCCCUCCCUCCCUCCCCACCUCUUCCGCUCCUCACUCCCUCUCGAGUCCGCAACACUCCCGCUCUCUUGCCGUCAUCGUCGUCUUUCUUUCUCUCUCUCUCUCUCUCUCUCUCUCUCUCUCUCUCUCUCUCUCUCUCUCUCUCUCUUUUCUGUCUUUAUCACUCAUCCCCAUAUUCUCAUUUCACCUAUCGAACAUGCCACACCCCUCACGAACUCGUCGUCACCUGAGGAGAGACAGCCACCAGAAUUACGACACCCAGGGCACUUUCGACCGCUGGCAGCGACAGCUCGAUGCCGCCGAUCUCCUUCAGGGCCGGAACCAGCAACUGCGGAAACAGCCAGAACGGCCGCCCUCCUACCUCGAUCCAGUUACUGCACCACAAUCGCUCUCCUCAAUACCCUCUCCAUUCUCCUCCCCCGCCUCUGACGAUCCUCAGAAUCUAUCCCAAAAUGGAGAAGACGAGGACAUCACCUGGCUGCUCGCUGUUGUACUGACAUCAGCCCUCCUGAUCUCGCUUGCAUCCAUUAUCCGCACCUGCGGCCAGAAGGUCAACUGGCUUUCUGCCUCCAGCAGCAAUAGCGGUCAUGGAGGAGCCCACAGAAACCACGGACAUGGACAUGGACCAGGCAGAGGACCAUCUCGCUAUCCUGGCUCAGGCCCACACCAGGUCCCUGGUGAAGACGAUCCUGAUCCAGACCAGGGACUGAACGAGAAUGACGAACGCUGGGCACUCAUGACAGAAGCCCAGCGGCAGGCAUUCGAUUCCACCAGAGGUAAUGCAUUCCUCCCGUCUUUAACAUUCACCGCAGUCUAUUAUUGGAAUUCAAUACGAUGCCAUGGACUGCGUUCAUAACACCAACAAGACAACAGGACAACAACGUCUACUCCACGGAGCACAGUAGCCUGGUAGCAGGAUUACCUUGAGAGUAGAACAUGGACAUUCCUCUCUAUCUACUGUGUACGCAACACACAGCGGAUUAGCAGCACAAAACAGG